This is a messenger RNA of Ostreococcus tauri, 1179 nucleotides long. Its product is annotated as Oxoglutarate/iron-dependent dioxygenase. The record is from RefSeq and is a predicted model, not a curated record. The coding region runs from base 1 to 1179 and encodes 392 amino acids. The transcript has 2 exons. NCBI's taxonomy places the organism in Eukaryota, Viridiplantae, Chlorophyta, Mamiellophyceae, Mamiellales, Bathycoccaceae.
AUGGCGCGCGAGGCGAGGCCUCGAUUCGUUCGUCGAGGCGAGGGCGAGGAGGGGGCGGAUCAGAGGACGAAGAACGACGCGCUGCGAUUCGCGAAUAAAGCGCUCAGGAGCGAAAGCGCCAUGGUGGACGGACGACUGUUGGCGGAUUUCGAAGCCGUGCUCUCGGGAAACGCGAUCUAUCUGCCGAGCUUUCACUGCGGAUCCAAGGAUUACGCCGUCCUGGCGAGCUUAGCGGCGGAGAUGGAGCGAGCGGCGGAGAGCGGAGGGAUGGUGAACUGGAGUAAACAUCUCAAGCACGAAAAUCCAGAGUUUUCGGAGACCUUUCACAGGGUCGUGAAAGAGAUGGCGGAUUAUUUCGACGUCGAGGUGUAUGCGACGAGGAUGAACUUUUACCGCGACGGCACUGAUUGGAAGCCGUUUCAUCACGACAGCCAUGCCUACGGGGGGCGCGCGCAGCGAGAAGAUUUCACCAUGGGGGCAUCGUUCGGCGGAUCGCGCGAAUUGAUCUUCUUACACGAGCCUAGCGGUAACACGUUCACGUUUCCACAAAAUAAUGGCGACGUCUUCGCGUUCACUUCCGAGGUGAACAAGCGCUUCAAGCACGGCGUGCCCAAGGCGAAGUCAAACAAUGACCCUCGGUUUUCUAUCAUCGCGUGGGGUAGAAGGCGAACCAUCAACAGUCGAAAUGGGGCCGGUCAGGUAACGGAAUCGACGGGGCGCGAGACAGCCAGCAACGAGUCGAGCGAAAAGUCUGAUCAAACGAAAGCAAGCACUGAGGCAACCAAAUCACACAACGAACUCGUCACUGGAAACGGAGAAGUCUCUCAGCUCAUUCGUAAGUUCUUUGAAAAGCAGGAGAGUCUGGAUUCGAACGAUCGUCGGGUAUCUAAACGUGGGGCUGGACCGCUCAAAGGGAAAGCGCCCGAGACGAGCGCGAAACUGGCUCUCGAAGUGAUUCACAAGAUUGGAGAACGCACGUAUAUGGAGCUCCGAACUGCGGCGAGAGAUUUUCAGUUAGGGCACGUUCCAGUGAAGACAUUUUACGCUCGAGCGUACGAGCUUUGUGAAGGAAAGACCGAAAUAUUCAUGCAACUGGCGAACUAUUUGCCAGAAGAGACGUUGCGAGCCAGUCUCUUGCGUUUCCACGAAGAUGCUCGAGUCUUGGAUGAACCAUUCUAG